This is a messenger RNA of Pseudo-nitzschia multistriata, 3495 nucleotides long. Lineage: Eukaryota; Bacillariophyta; Bacillariophyceae; Bacillariales; Bacillariaceae. The record is from the annotation of a GenBank genome assembly.
CGCUAUUGAUUCGGGUUACGGUGUGAGCCGGACAUUUCACGGUACUCAAAGAUCAUCUGACGUGGUAUUCGAUGUUGGUGUUGGAAAGCCUGCUAAGUAGGCGCGAGCAUGAAUUGAGCAGAGGAACUUCCAGAAAGAUGCCUCUUAGGUUCUCGCGUUAUCAAUGUAGGAUCAGCAUUCGCUUGGUGAGACCCAUGCUCGUUGAGACGUWCAUUUCGCAGUAACAAGAACUUCCAAAAAAUAGAACGAAGUUUUUUUUGUUCGCUUUUCUUUCGCUCUUKCACAAAUWAAAAAAAAUGUGCAAUCUGUCAUUUGCAGGUGUUGGGUGAUUCCGCUAGCGAUUUGAAUUUGAGUUCAGGAUGGAAGGUGUUGUUCGAGGUCCACGACGACAAUCCGAAAUAAUUACUGAGGUGUAUGGCUCAUCCACUCGUGURUCGAAUGUGGCGGGGACAAGGCUGUCCCUCAUCAGCAAAGCGGACUGGGAUCACCCCGGGUCUUUCGAUGACGGAAACAUGUUCGCAUCCGAAACCACCAACCUACUGGGAAAGGUUGAAUCGCCCUCCAGCAUAGUACUAGAUGCCACAGCAAAUAAYAAGGAUGGAAUUUCGUUUUUGGCCGAGGUUCCCGCGAUCAUCGUUACUCUYAUGAUAAACUUUAUGACCGCCAUCCCRUUUGGGGUUGCAUACUUUCCCUUGGGAUGGGCUGGCGAUGGCAGCGAAGCGGUAGAGAACGAUGACAGCACCGGAGCUGUCUCCGGGCCCUUUCCUUUGCCAGGAAAGGAAAUCCUGGGUAUUCGCAUGUUCCUAUUUGCUUCCAUUACAGGACAGAUCGUGAUGGCGUUAGCCUCGAAAUUUGGUAGUCCGGUCUCGGUCCAGCUCAUCGAAAACGUUCCCUUCUACCACGCACUUGCUAGCAUCGUUAUUGCCGAGCAGGGCUAUGGGAUAGAAGCUCUAUCUACCCUCUUUUUUCUCUUUGGAUUGGGUUCCAUAGUGACGGGCCUUAUGUUUUAUGGUUUGGGAAAGGCCGGUUUGGGAAAGGUCGUCUACUAUUUUCCUAGUCACGUCUUGGUUGGAUUCAUAGGGGGGAUCGGUGUGUUCAUUGUGAUUUCGUCSAUCGGUGUCAUGACCGGCAAGGACUUUGAGUUCACAACUGAGGGUUUYCAGGAUCUGGCGGCAAACUUUUGGAUGUUUGCCCCCGCCCUUGCUUUCGAGAUUGUGCUAAGGAUUCUCAUGGUUCUCCUCAGGAAUGAAGACGGAAAGCCGAAGUUCCAAUUAUUGGCACCCCUUUACUUUAUUUCCAUUGUUCCGAUGUUCUAUGUCGCCCUCAUCACCUUUGGAAUUAGCAUGGACGAAGCGACAGAUUGGGAAMUGUUUUUCCCCGCCGCCUCAACGCCGGAACCUAGCGAAGUUGGGUAUGUCUCUUCGUUUUCGGAACGCAUACUUGAUAGGCACACCCUCGACAUGUUUCGUGUCAUCCAUUUCAACACCGUGUCUUGGACAGCAGUUCGAAAAAGUCUGGCCACAAUUGUUGGGAUGGGCUUCUUCUCUGUCAUUAAUGCACCAAUCAACAUCCCAGCCUUUGCAAACACCUGCGGCGCGGAUGUCGACAUGAACAACGAGCUCAUAGCUCACGGCUACUCAAACAUCCUGGCAGGUUUUUUUGGAGGAAUCCAAAAUGUAAUGACGUAUUCUAUUUCGGUCCUCUUUUACAAGUCGGGAGGAAGAAGCAAGGCGGCCCAGCUGGUAUUGGUAGUCGGCAUGAUAAUAAUAUUUGUCUUCGGGCUUUCGACCAUGCCCUACAUUCCCAAAUGCAUGGCUGGGACACUCUUGUUGCAUAUUGGUGUGGAUCUAUUCAUGGAGGGCGUGUACGAUUCCUUCGGAGAUUACGACAAAUAUGAAUACGGAGGAGUAAGUGCUGCGACAUAAURCAAUGAACGAAAAUGAAUGAAUCACAUACGGCAUUUGUUUAGGUUACCGCGAUUUGUUUUGAUCUUGCGACUUAUAUUUAUMAAUUAUUCUCGUAUUUGGACAGGUAUGGGUAAUUACUGCUGUCAUGACGUUCAUGGGGAUGACACCGGCAUUGCUGACCGGAAUUAUUGUCGCCUUGGCGACCUAUGCCCUGCAAUCGGUCCAGUACUUGGAUCCCAUCUUCAAAAUAACAAAUGCGUCGACGCUUAAAAGCAGCGCCUGGACGAGACCACCCGAAGCACUUGCGGUUCUUGAUUCUAUCUCAACAGGUCGAUCGAGAAUUAUGGUCAUUCAAUUGCAGGGCAACCUGUUUUUUGGGAACGUUGUCGACAUGGGAGAUACUAUCAAGGAUGCUCUGGCCAGACAAAAGCCCAUUAUUGUAAUGAUCGACUUUACCCUCGUGGUAAGUAUGGAUUCGAGUGCUGCACAAGCUGUGAACAAGCUAAAGAACACAAUGCACAAAAACUUCAAUGUACAGACGAAUAUUUUUGUCAUGGGCCAACACAGGGAUUAUUUUCCUUGUGAAUAUGGCCUAUCGACGGCCAUACUGGAAGAGGGACUGGACGAAGAAGCGGCARAUGUCCUGGAGCUCAUCCCUCGGAACCAGAUUUGUAAGGAUUUCGACGAAGGCCUCAUCUUUGCGGAGGACAUUUUGAUCACUCGUGAAGAUCCCACGAUGCUCAAGAGAGAUAACCUYAUUAAACAUUCUCUAGAGCUCAAAGGUGACAGUCUCACGGAAGAGGAAGAGAAUAAUUUGGCUGUCCACUAUCUUCGAAAUCUCAUCAAGCCCGGCCCCUCUUGUGACGAGAAGCGCGACGCCAUCACGUUUCUCUCGUACUUUCAGCGAGAAGUCUACAAAAAAGGCGAGGCCGUUUGGAAACAAGGAGAUAAAAGCGACAGUGCMAAGCUCGUCCUUUCUGGAAAUCUCGUGGCAUCUAUUCCAGCCUCGGACGUGAGGGAGGAAAUCCCUCGUGGCGUUGUGAUUGGAGAACUUGGCCUCAUCGAUGGAGUAACAGACCGCCUCAGCACCGUGCUGUGCGAAUCCGAUCGAGCCGUCAUCUAUAGCUUGGAGAAAAUGGCAUGGGAGAAGCUCAUCCAAGAGGAUCCGGCUGUCGCACGAGUCCUCGAUCAAAUUGCGAUCCGCUACCUUUCUCACAGGGUGCAGCGCGUUAGCAAUCGGAUUGUUUCCACGAAUUGCUUGCCCGUCUAGCGAGCAUUGCGUUGUUCUAAUGUUGWCCUUAUUUCCGUAUUUCGAAAGAAGCAGAAUCAUCAUGGAUGAAAAACUUGGUGAACAGUGCACGACCAGUGUCGUUUGAUGCGACGGCAAACGGAUCAUAUGAGAAUAUUUCAUGGUACGAAGAUCUUCUUUCAUCAAAUUUCAUUCGGUACGAUAGAAGAAUGCUUUCGUUACUGUGAUUUCUUUUUGAAAAUGAUAGUCCGCUCUCGRUUAUUUCUUUUGUGGAAAUGCUUGUCUCAGACAAACGCCGCUAAACUUAUGGUAGAAUUUUKGCUUAUCACAUGCACAACA